Messenger RNA from Boeremia exigua, 2503 nucleotides. RefSeq lists its product as uncharacterized. NCBI's taxonomy places the organism in Eukaryota, Fungi, Ascomycota, Dothideomycetes, Pleosporales, Didymellaceae. The record is from RefSeq and is a predicted model, not a curated record. The transcript has a single exon. The coding region runs from base 227 to 2170 and encodes 647 amino acids.
CCUGCACGUCGCUCAGUCCUUGUUUUUCUGUAUUCUGGGUCCGGGGAUAAGAAUAGUGGAGCCAAAGCUUGUCAAGGCAACGAUCUGGCACGUGCUUUCGCGUUUUAGUGAAUACCCCACAUCAAACUUUCGCGUCAACUUGACCCUCACUAAACCAUGGACGAGCGAAAUCACACGACAACCACGAGACGAGCUUCAACUGUGUUUGACAUCUACAGCAACCUAGAUGUCGUUGUUUGGUGGUGACAGCAGCGCGCCGCCGACCGAAUCUGAGUAUGAAUCUGGAAGCGACAACUCGGCGUCUCCUAUCGCGCGGUCGCCGCCCAGCACAGGCCUGGGAAGUCCCCCAAGCGCACAACAAUCACAAAGUCUGCCUGGUAUCCCCGAAGUUGGAGCUGAAGGUGCAGCUGAAGACUUAGCCGGCAACGACGCAGACAGCGAAGAGUCUGACGACGAAGAGCCAGAACGACCCAACAAAUUCAAAGGGCCGUCGCGUACAUGGAACGGAUACACUGCAGCAGAUCGACAAAUCGUAGAAUCGCUCCAGCAGAUUGAAGACAACGAUCUGGCUGCCCAUCUAUACAAUGCACAUGCUCUGAAGCGUCGCGCGCGGAGACCUACGACGGACUUGUCGACGACACACGGCUGGCAGAAUAAGGAUGUUUGGCUGAAAGAAGUGAAGGACCUGCAAUACGAAGAUGCUGCAGGGCAGUUGCAGACGGAGCUGGUCCCUGCAAAAGACUGGACGGCGUGGCCGCUGCCUCCUCCUUCGCUCCACAGCCUCAGAAACGGAUUCAGAUGGACCACAGCGGCCGCCGAAGAGGAUGAGUGGGCCAUUGGUGGUAGCGGCGUACAUAAUCCAGGAGAGGAGCUGAAAGACGAGAUGCUGGGUCUAUUUCUACGGCUGGCGAAAGACAACUGGACUGCGAAAGAAUGGCAAGACGAUGGUCAGCGAAGCUCGAAGAACAGCGCUCGACUGGUAAAAAAUCUACAACCGCAAAUUGUGCAUUCGGACGUUGAAAUGAAGGAUGACAUGGCGUUCGAGUCUCCCAAUGAUGAAGGAGAAGAAGCUCAGAAAGACGGAGUGAAGCGUGGCAGAAAAUCUCAAGUGGAGCUGGACAUCAAGCCAGCCAUUCUUGCAGAUGACGAUAAAGCACAAAAAUUGCUACGGCCGACAAUUGCUUCGAUACUCAACCAAAUCGACGAUGUUGCGCUAGCACUGCAGCGAACGCGACACAAUCACUUUGGUCAUGGAGGUUUUGAUGACUGGUCCUCGCAAAGUGAGUUUACAACAGAUGCAGAAACAACAGAACGAGAGUCAAUAUCCAGGUCGCAGUCUCGAGCGACGCAUGCACCCCGGAGCAAGCCAAUGACAUUACAGGCAUUACGUCUAUCUUCUAGUCGUGCCAGCCGUGCUCCGAAGUCUCCCAAGAAGCCUCUGAAACCCACAGCGGAUCUUGAAGACAGUGACUCAACCUCGGAUUACGGCGCACAAUUUGCAAAGGACGACGCGCUCGACUCUGCAGCGUCUCGUAGCCCGACAGUACAUCGAAAGCGGUCCAGAUCAGAAAGCACGGCGGACGAAAAUGACAUGUCGAAUACACGCGACUGGACACGGGCAGGUCUCAUGGAUUGGAGCGAAGUUCUCGGGGUUGCAGCAGUAAAAGGCUGGGACCAAAAGGUCCUUGCGCGGACUGCAGAGCGUUGUGCAGCACUCUUCGGAGAGAGCAUGUCAUUCAUGCCCUUUCACGAAGAUCUUGCAACCGAGUCUAAGACAGAACUUGUACAAUACACCCCAGCUACUCAUCCAGCACCAGACACGUCAAUCGCCGGUGCGACCCGUCCCACGAAGAGACCAUACUGGCAAGCAGGUACAUUGCGCUGUCCCCAUGCCGAUUGCGAUGGGUAUCACAAGGAUUUCCGGUGGUCGCAUCGUGUCAUCGAGCACUGUUUGAGAGUCCAUGGUUAUGAUCCUCGGACUAACAACUCUGACAAUGAAGAGCGGGAAUAUGGAGGUGUUCACAUAGAUGGUUUUUUGCAGCCUAUCGCAGCAAAGCAAGGAUGGCUGGGACGUGGAAGGUCAAAGGCGGGAGGCAAGAAGAGAAAGACAGGGAAGUCCGAUGCUGCAGAUGCCAUGAAGGUUGAAGGAUUCGAGGAAGAAGCGAUUUGAUUAUAUACCCAGUGUAGCACAGGAAUCUGCCAAUGAUCAUACUAGCAUGGUCUGUCACUGGAGCCCGCCGUUAAUCCCUGGCCCCACAGCAGAGCUGCGGGAGCUAAAAUAGCGUGCCUCCCACGCGUCCGACGCGACGGGGCAUUCCUCCGUUCCAGGCGCACAUGCUCCUCUUGCGGUAGCCAUCUGCCGUCAUUGUUGGUUAAAAUAUAUUUUUUACAGCACCCAUAUUUCACAUCUAUAGCUGCACAUCGUUGUUCUGUGCAAAGCUAUAUACGCCUUGGCAGCUAGCUGCUAUGUCCUCAUACAGUAACGAGUAUCGUCAGAUGCAUU